This is a messenger RNA of Lodderomyces parapsilosis, 8517 nucleotides long. It is a transcript of the gene TEL1, whose product is annotated as DNA-binding protein kinase. NCBI's taxonomy places the organism in Eukaryota, Fungi, Ascomycota, Pichiomycetes, Serinales, Debaryomycetaceae. The transcript has a single exon. The coding region runs from base 1 to 8517 and encodes 2838 amino acids. The record is from RefSeq and is a predicted model, not a curated record. Gene Ontology annotation, biological process: DNA repair. Gene Ontology annotation, molecular function: protein binding; protein serine/threonine kinase activity.
AUGGCAACACUAGAUAUUCCCCAGUUAGCAGCACUUUUACAGUCGACCAAAGUCAAAGACAAAAAUGAUGCUUUAACGCAACUUGAAUUCAUAACGACAUCGCGAUGGCGAUUACCACUGAAACAAUUACGAAUUCUAGCCAAUGCUAUCUUCCGAUUGCUAGAGUACGACUCACAACAAUUCAUAAGUAGCAAGUCCAAUACACAGGCAUCAGUAGCCUCUCGGUUGAAUAGGGCGAGUUAUUUUCUCAGACUAUUAGUUGAGAAAUCAAUUGCAGAUAAGCUAAACCUCAAGUAUAAAUUUUACCUAGAGAUAUGUUUCACCAUAAAAAGUUUAUUUUACGUCCAAAAUCAGCCCUUGAGUCCAUGCGCAAUUGAUUUUUCUUUGACCCUUUCUGGCAUACUAGGGAUUAAUUAUGUUAACGAUCAUCUAAGUGGAAAAGAUUGGUUUGAACUUUAUGCAUUUCUCGUGAGCGCCGCCGAGCAAUCAUUGGACGAUAUAACACAACCCAUGCAAUAUGGCGGUAUUAAUGAAAAAGUAUUGAUUGAAAUCUGGGAAGCGUUGCAAAACAUUCUCCAGUGUAAUAGAGCAACCACUACACUUCAGUUAUUUGAGAACGAAGCUUACUUCAGGAUUUUGACGUUAUUGAAUAAGACAAUAAGUGCAUUCAAGAAAGAAAACCCAAUUCACAUCACUAUUUUCAAAAUUCUCAACAAGCUUAUUGUCGUAUUAGCCACUACCGAUUUUAAAUUUGUCAACAAAUUGAUUGAAUUGGGUAUCAAGUUGAUGGUGGUGUGUAAUAAGACACACUGGGAGAAACUUCAAGACCAAUUUUUGAUCUUCUUGAACUUACAAACUACUCAUAAUUUUAUGAAUUUACUGAAAUUGCCCAAGCUUGUGGGAGAUUCCGAGAUUGAGCUAUCGUUUCUCUCCGAAGAUCCCAUCGAAUCACAAAGGAAUGUCGAGAACAGUUCAGAACUACUUCACAAUAUUGAGUUACUCAUUGUUGAGUUGCUAAAUGAUAUCAUCAUGUUACCUUCCAUUAUAUCCGGAUCCAUUGGCCCUUUCCAUUGUAACAACAAUCUUGAUUGGUUCAAUCUACGUUCGAUACGCCUACACGGUAUCGAUGCCCGGUCUUGGUUGUUUAUAACAGCAACCACAAAAUUGCUCGAAACCUACUUUGCAUUGAAAAACACUCCUCUGUUUUUGGAAGAGGUCAACAGACCAGUAAGAGCUCUGUACACGGAUGCCAACUUCAACAAUUUGGUUAGCUCAUAUAAUAUGAUUGAUUUUUGCAAUUCGAUGGUGCUGUAUCGAUCAACACCUGAAUAUCAUAACUUGAGUUUGCUCUUGAUGGUGUUUUAUCUAGAGCUUGAACCGCUUCCUAAAAAUGAGCAGGAUAACCUGCUGCAAACUAAUGACUUCCUUGGUGCCAGUGAGAAAACAAAUACUUCAUUCGACUUCACCAUAUCAGGUGUGAAUGAAACACCAGAUCUUUUAGAAUUUUUGCAGAACAUGCUGAAUACAGUAGAUUACCAAUCGGGUCACUUCUGGUUGAUAUUGUUGGCGAGGUCUACUUUGUAUAAAGUGAAUUUUCAAGAGUUGCAUGUGACAAAGAAGUAUGAUCAUCUUCGACAGAUUUUAAAGUUGGCAUUAUACGGUGUAAACAAACAACACAAUUAUUUUGCGUGCGAUUUGGUUUCUCAGCUAGUGUUGCGACUUCAUUGCAAUCCCAACAAGAUAGUUGAUGACGCGGUCAUCACUCAAUUGGACUCGAUUAUUGAUUUUCCCGGAGUAAACGGGCCAUCCAUCAAUAAUGAAAGUUUUGAAUUCUGGUAUGCAAUCAACAAACUAUCCAUUGACCUCAAUUUGGCUAAAAAAGAUAUCUUGGCUAGGAAGAUCGAUGAGUGGUUGUGUGAAAAAUGGGACUUUUUUUUCGCGGCAGAACUGCAUGUGUGUGUCUCUAUUAAUGAAUUUGUAUACUGGUUGUCUGGUUUCGUCCCUAAAACUUGUCACAAAUCUAAGCGUCAAAUUGCACCGGAGGACGUAUUCAAUACGCCGAUGCGCUUGCAAAUAUCUCGGCAACAAUUGGAGUCCUUUUUUGUAUUACUGCACUUGAUCGAGGAAGACAAUGGAUCAACGCAUGGUCCCACUCCGAUAACUCCUCAGACGAAUUUCAAUUUUUGGAAUAAAAUUGCUGCUACAUUCGGGAAGUUGAACACUGCUCCCAUAUCUUACGAAAAGCUUUUCAGUUGGAUGAUUACCCUACUGAAAAUAUCACUGAGAUUGUCUGGCUUUUUGGGCAAGCAUGAGCUUUGGGACACAUUAAACUAUCAAAUUACAGUCGGACUUGAAGCAUUUUCGACGUUUAACAUUACAGUUGAUACUGCUUUGAACAUCAUGCGCAUGACCGUUGACUACUCAUCAGAGAAUGUAGCCACUGAUUUCGACUUCCUUUCUAAGGUUCCUUUCGAAAAACUUCUCCGAUCCGUUGUGUCGAGUUUGCAAUCACGAAACAAACGAGCCAAAAGGCCAUUAGAUGACGAGGACAUUGAAUUUUCCGAAGUCAGAGAAAGUAGCGUCACCCCGGCAUCAUCUUCACUAGAAGCCAAUAGCUCUGUUGGGUUUGAUUCCUCACCUAUAUUUGACUUGAUGAGGUUCAAAGUUUUACAAUUGCGUGUGUCAGGUAAAGACGACAUGGAAGUUUUAUCACAUUUGCUCUCAUUUAUUGAACAAUUUGGUAGUGAAGCUUUCCUACUGGCUUUGCUGUUCAUAAUUGGCAACCAAGUACCAAAGAUCGAACUUGUUGGUCAUAAACAGCCCUUGAUACGAUUGUUACGACUGUUGGGUGACCGAGUUCUUUCUGAUCAGGUAUUCGAAAGAAACGAGACGGUUUUGGUUAUCGUGUCACGCAUUCUCUCGUGUUUGAUUCCGUUGCUUUCCACGUCAACGGAUGACGCAUUGUACAGAGACUGCUUUGAUAUUGUACAGUGGCUUUACGCAUUGGGAAGCAAAAAUUACAUCACCACCGAGACUGCGUUUCAAGAAUAUGUUAAAUUUUUAAUCGUAUUCAUGCAGCACAAUGACGAAAGGUUACUCUCGCAUACUAUGAUAAUGGAGGAACUUUAUCUAAAAUUUUCCAAAUCAACCAACCAUAUAAAAUCAAGGCUAGUCGGCGACUUCUCCAAAUUUGUUCAAAAUCGUGAUACUUCAAAACAAAUGGAAAUAUACUCACACUUGUUUGAGUAUUUUGUAACGCCGCAGUCUUCGGUGGAACGUGCGGCUUCGUAUGUGUUUUUCUUCUCCCACUUGGCUGCAUCUUCACCAACUAUUUUGAGAUUGGCGUUGUUUAAUCUAACAGAAUGUUCAAAGUUUGCAUUUUUUGUUCCUUACUUGAAACAAGGAUUCGAAGAGCUUUGUUUGAGGUACAACCUUUCAAGUCUGCGUGAGCUUUUUGGAACUGUAAAGUUGGACUUGCUUCGGAGAUGGUGGUUUUUUGAAUCGAUAAACUUGUUUCCGUUUACCUUGUUUAACUAUGACACUUUGUCAGUAUUUCUUGGUGAGAACUAUCGCGAAAUUACGGCGGUUGUUGUUUCAACAGAUACGAAAGCAGAGACUGAUUUCAGGACAUCGGACCGUUCAGCAGAACUUUUGUCGGCAAUUGCGAGUGUAAAGAAUAUUGCCCCAGCUGCACUAGUCAGUGAAAGCUUGUCAUUGAUUAUCCCAUUGUCUUACACCAGAGACGGAAUUAAGAAUCGUUGUUUCGAAAUCUUGAUGGACUAUAUGGGAAAAUUCAAGCUGGUGGCGAAAACUCAACUUCCAGUAAUAAUUUUGGAGAUUUUAAAGAGACUUGAUGUUUCGGAUGAGGCCGAAAUCACGAAACUUCUUCCAAGACCCGAAGCCGUAUCGCAGUUGAUAUAUCAAAAAUCUAGAGUGUUAAGCAAUACCACCGACAUUAUAGUACCAGUGCAUCCGGGUCUAGAGUUGAUCAAUAAAAUGGUGGAAAAAUACCAUACAGAAAAGUCCUUUUUUUGGUCAACAGCUACGGUCUACUUUUUGAUUCGAAGAGUAGGAAUGUCAUUGUUUCGAGAGCGUGAUCUGGAUCAGUUAUUGUUUGAGUUACGACGAAUCAAGUUGAUAUUAAUACUUGGUGGAAAAAAUGCUUUCUCGGUGGACAUAUUUGACUUGAUUGUGAAAACUUUGGCACCAUUAAUCGACAAUGAGGUUCUAUCUCAUGAGGUGUUUGCCAUUGUUUCCGCGUUUAAUGACACAUUUCAUAUUUGUUCCGAGCAACCCAGAAGUCGGAACCCGAUGCUACCACUACUCAAUGCGCUAUUGAGCAAUCGUCAUAAGGAUGGCGAAUCAUAUGAUAAGCUUGUUGAUAAGCUUAGCAUAUAUGCGAAGGGCCUACAGGGACUGGAUAAAAUAACACAUGAGAAAAAAGUUAUGGCAGCCGCUAUUAAACGAUUGAGUGGUGAACAAGCAUCAUUACAAAUCGCCGACAUUGAAGGUGUUUUGAACGAAAAAGCGAGUUUUGAUGUUAUUGCUCUUGUAUCCAAGACUUUUCCAUGUGUAGCCGAUCCCGAAGUGUUUUCAGCUAAAACUAGAAUGUUGAAGAAUAUACUUGCGUUGAGUAACGAUCAAUUGUCACAGCUAGCCGAUGAGUUCAAGCUAUGGGUAUCAAAGUGCUUUUCUAAAUACUACUUCAAAACCAAAUCGUCAAACUUGUUGGAUUUACUUCACACAGAAGAAUACAAAGGUCCAUACGAGCGCGACUUGAAGCUGGACCUGUCAUUCUUUGACGUUGUCAUGAGGGAGCUUGUUGAGUACUCUAAAAAGGGUAACUACGAUGAAGCUGCAUCCGCAGAGUCAGUUUUGGGCGUGUUUUUUAAUUUGAAGGAGGAGAAUCAGGCUUUGCUAUCGCACAUAGUGGAUGUUCAGCCAAUUUACAAUUCAAUGUCAGGAUACAUUCGGCCAUUAAAAUUUCAGGCGUGUGUAUUGCUCAAUGAUGAACCAGAUGAUAGUAUAGCUCACUCUUCACUUUCCAACAUAAUCGACACUCUCGACUCAUUUUUGGAUUCAAAUCAAGAUAGUUGGAGUUCCAAGAUUUAUUUGGCGAUUCUCAAAGAGGUAGCCGCAUUUACGAUUAUUGGAUCUAUUAUGAGCGUAUUUGUGAUAAAGGUCCCUGUAUUUGCCUCAGAGACAAUUUCACCCUUGGUUUGCUUUUACCUCAGCCUUGCAAAAUCCAAAGGGGAAGAAACCGUGAUUGCUUUGUUGAAUCGUUUUGCAAAUUUGAAAUAUCAUGGAAAUGAUGCAACCAGAGUUUUUGUGGGCAUCUUGUUGGGUAUACGGCUCGCAUCGAAAAUUUUCAAUAAUCCUUUCUUUGCUAAUGUGUAUCAAAAGGUGGAUAUACUCAAGUACUAUGAGCUAGCUUCAAUGAGUAAAAUGCACAAAUCAGCAUUGAUGCUUUUCGAAGAUGCGUUUUUUGACCAAGUAACACCGGUAUCACUUGAGAGCCAAUAUCUGACAUUGCAAAAGGUAUACGAGGGCUUAGAUGAUGUGGAUUUGAUUUAUGGUCUUCCCGAGAAUACAAGCUUAGACCAUUACUUGACUCUGAAAUUCCAAGUUGGUGCUUCUAAUAUUCAAUUCCAGUACAGCAGUGGAUACUUGGAUUCCAGCUUGAAAUUGAAUGCACCCCUUUUGGACAACUUUACAACAAUGAUGACAAGCGCUGGCAUGUUGGGGAUUUCACUGAUAAUUAGCAAAACCAUGAAUCAAUCUGUCACCGAGAACGAAACUUACGAGUGGAACUGGAAAUUAUCAAAGUGGGAUCAACCCAUACCUACAGAGGAACAAAAUGAACACCAGCUGAUAUAUAAAGUAUUAAAACAGGUGCAUGACUUUCCACAAAAUGGAGAACAUGUUUGUCGCCAAUCGCUUUUGCGACUAAUGGAUAUGCAUACAAGGGGCGACUCAAUGAGUGUAAAGGACGUACGAACAAACUUUAUGGGUUGGUUAAAAUCGUUAGCUGCAGUGACCGCCAUCGAAGAUACAGUUUGUGGUACUUCAUUUUCAACUUCAGACGAGGAGUUUCCUGACUUUGCAAAAUAUGAGAAUAUACUUUUGGCAAAGCAAACAAGUUUUCAAAUAUUGGCUGAGCACCCUCCUUCCCACACUCCUAGUGAUCUGCUUUGGUCAUUGUCUUUGAGAGAAUUGGUUUUAUACAACAAUCUUGCUCGGGUGAACAAUGAGCAACAAAAGAUGAUUUCAUCUACGGUGUUGAUCGACAAUAUCUGUAACAAGUUGCAGAAUUCACAACAUGCAUUGUACCAGAACUUGUCACAUUUAUCGCUGUUCCAACUAGCACAGUGCAUGUGGAAACAGGGUGUAACCAACGUUCCUGUUUUGAUAUUGAAAGAGUUGUACAAUGCUGGUGGGGUCGAUAUUUACGAUCAGGAAUCAAAGGUGGAUAAGUUCAUGAUUAAAGCAAUAAUGAUAGAGUGGAUGUCGGAAUCGCGUCUAGAGUUGUCGUCAACUUUAAUGGAGAACCACGUACUACCAACAGCGGAAAGGGCCUUGAGAUUGGAUGAUCAAGUACAGCAGUCAAAAAUAUUUCGAUUGUUGGCACAAUUUUGUGAUACCCAGUGCAAAUCAAAGUCAUUAAGUGAACAAAUUGAAAUAUUGGAGAAACGUGUUCAGGAAAAGGAAACCGAGAUUGGGGAAUUGAAAAGUCACUAUAGCUCUUCGCAACUUUCUUCUGAAGAAAAACGAUCAAUCAAUAAGUUCUAUUCCAAGUUGAAAGUACAAUACAAAGCAGAGUGUAUGGAUUUAGAUUAUGCUAGGGCGAGCAGGAAACAAUUUGCAGUAAAAGCGAUUGAGUACUAUUUACAUGCCAUGUGUGUGAAUGACUUCUUGGAGGAGGAUAUGGACAAAUUUUGUGCCUUGUGGUUGGAACAAUCCACCGAUGAUGAUCUUAAUGAUGUCAUAGGACCGAAGCUUCUAUCAUUACCCACGCAUAAGUUAUUGAGCUGGUGUGCUCAAUUGAUUUCGCGGUUGACAAAAGAAAUAACGAGUUUCCAAACUCUUUUGAAGCAGUUAAUCUUGCUAAUGUGUGUUGACCACCCGUACCAUACAUUGCAUUUGUUGUAUUCUUUAAAGAAACAUAAGCAGUUGGCACAGAAGGAUGCUAACCCUUUGCUUGUGUCUAAGGCGAUUGCAGCAGAAGCAUUGUGGCGGGAAUUAAUGAAUCAGAGUUUUGAUUUUGUACAUGGAACGUUGAGAAAAAUUGAGACAUUCAAUGAUGAGUGCAUCAGAUUGGCCGAGUUUAAGGUGUCAAGAGGCAAAAUAUUCAGUUUGGAAAAGCUACCGCCUGAUUACUCUUCAUUUUGGUUACAUAAUUUGCCACAAAUUCCUCCUCCUACAAAAUCUCUCAAAGUUGACAAAUCGAAAUCCUACCAGGACAUCCCUGUUAUAACCAAAAUUGAAAAGAAAAUCUCAGUUGCAUCUACUGGCUUAAGUUUGCCCAAGAUUGUCAAAUUCAUUCUUUCGGAUGGAUCAACACAUGUGAUGUUGAUGAAACAUGGAACAGAUGAUCUUCGCCAAGACUCGAUUAUGGAACAGGUGUUUGACAAAGUUCAAAAUAUAUUUGCAAGAGAUAGGGAGUGUAGCAAAAGGAGACUAGCCAUCAGGACGUACAAUGCUGUGCCUCUUGGUCCGCGAUCGGGCGUGAUUGAAUUUGUUCCGAAUUCAACAUCAUUUAUGGACGCAAUUCUGUCAUAUCAUGCCAAGAACGACAAAAUGAAACUUGAAAAGGCUCGAGAUAUAAUGCGGCAAUGCCAGAAUCAAGAUAAAAUUGAGCGACUCCAUGAGUAUCAAAAAAUUGAGGCAAAAAUUAAGCCUGUUUUGCAUAUAUUCUUCCAAGAUUGCUUCCCCACCCCAGACCAAUGGUUUGAGAGCAGAGUCAAAUACACGCACGGUGUUGCAACAUCAUCUAUAGUUGGUCACAUUUUGGGUCUAGGUGAUAGGCAUUGCAACAAUAUCCUACUUGAUAAACAAAACGGAGAACCGAUACACAUUGACCUUGGUGUAGCAUUUGACCAGGGGAAACAUUUGGCUAUUCCAGAAACUGUUCCUUUUAGGUUAACUCGAGACAUAGUUGAUGGUUUUGGAGUAACUGGAGUGGAUGGUGUGUUUCGGAAGUCUUGUCAGCAUACUAUGAGAGUUUUAAGGGAGAACAGAGAUCACAUCAUCUCCAUUUUAGAUGUGCUAAGAUGGGAUCCAUUAUACUCAUGGACAUUGUCACCAAUCAGAAAGAAGCGAUUACAAGAGGAGGAGGCUAGACUGGGAAUACAACCAGAGCAAGAUGGUUCAGAUGCGGGGCGAGCAGUGCUAGCUGUGUCUGACAAGUUAGUUGCUAGUAGCUUAAGUACCGAGGCAGUAGUGCGUGAGUUGAUACAAGAGGCGACAAGUCCUCAAAAUUUGUCGUUGUUGUAUUUUGGGUGGUGCCCUUUUUACUAG